AUGGCCUCUAAGCUUGCGGUUCCGGCGGACCGCGUGGACUUGGAGACGGCCUCCACGGAAGAUGGGCUGUCAGAGCCCGAGAAGCUUCCGGCGGAGCAGGGUUCAGGCAAAGGCAGCGAAAGGACAUCUGGCUUGGCGGGUCUCUUCCGCCCGGGAGGCGUGUUGCCGUCGGCCAUCUGCUUGAGCAAAGCAGGCAUUGGCGCUGGUAUUUUGUCCAUUUCCGUACAUGCCGCCGAAGUCGGUGCCGUCUACCAGCUGGGCUGUCUGCUGAUCGGUGCAGUGCUGACUGUGGCAAGCAUCCGUAUGAUCUCCGUGGCUUCCGUGGAGACCAAGUCGUGGAGCUUCGAGGAUCUUUGUGAGAGCCUCUUCCACCCUUCCAUGUCCUUCAUCACGGGCUUCAUGAACACCUGCAACUGCCUUGGUGCUGCGGCGGGAUACCUCAUCGUUUGCGGCCAGGUCUUCGUGGUGAUCUUCGACGCGGACCAGCAUGCGCGCAACAUCUUUGUGGUGUUGGUGGGGAUCUUCGUGUGCUGUCCCAUGGCCCUCGCCCGAGAUAUCGGCUUCAUGCGGCACCUGGCGGCCCUCAGUGUAGCUGCUUUGGCGUUUCUGGUGAUCGUGGUGGGAAGCUACCUGGGCCAGUCCGGCAUCAACGAGAGCAUCACGCCGGAGACCUUCCUUUUUGGCCCCGGCCACGCUACGAUGCUGAGCUACAUGGGCGCCAUCAACAAUAUGGUCUUCGCCUACAACAACCAGUUCAAUGUGCCACAGCUCACUGGAGAAAUCACACCCGAGCCGUCGGUGAAGCGGAUGAUGCGUGUGGCCUUGCUGAGCUCUGGCUUCAGCUUCGUGCUGUACGCCACCGUGUCCAUCCUGGGAGUCUUGGCUUUUGGCGUGGCAGAGGGUCAGAAGGACUCCUUGAUUUUGGACCUGAUGCCCGUGAGGAAGCAAGUCUUGGUGGUCAUCUCUUUGGCCUCGGUGAUGUACAGCGUACUCACUUGCUUCCAGUUUCACAUCUACCCCGUGCGGCAGUUCCUGGCCUAUGCCGUACGGAAGGUCCGGGGGCGCGACGCCGACGCCGAGGCGACGGAUGUGGUGGUCUACGGCCGGUCCGCGACGCGGUGGUACGACAUCUUCUGUGCCCUCGCCUCUGUGGCCUUGGUGGUGCUGGUGGCUGUGGUCAUCACAAGUCUGAAGGAGAUGCUGGACUUCAUCGGAGCCUUCGCCUCAGCUUACAUCUCCUUCAUCGUGCCACCCUUGUGGAUCCUGGCGCUCCGUCGCAGGGACACGAAGGGCUUCUCGUGGUUCACUAAAGAGAUCCUCCUGACCCUGGCCUUCCUGGCUCUGGGCAUCUUCCUCUUUGUCUUCGGCACUUACACGGCCAUGAAGCAGAUUCUUGGAUUCGCCUGA
Symbiodinium natans is the source of this 1407-nucleotide messenger RNA. The record is from the annotation of a GenBank genome assembly. Lineage: Eukaryota; Dinophyceae; Suessiales; Symbiodiniaceae.